This is a messenger RNA of Hipposideros armiger (great roundleaf bat), 6587 nucleotides long. RefSeq names its product zinc finger GRF-type containing 1 (gene ZGRF1). The coding region runs from base 55 to 6534 and encodes 2159 amino acids. The transcript has 29 exons. The record is from RefSeq and is a predicted model, not a curated record. Gene Ontology annotation, cellular component: site of double-strand break; nucleus. Gene Ontology annotation, molecular function: zinc ion binding; helicase activity. NCBI's taxonomy places the organism in Eukaryota, Metazoa, Chordata, Mammalia, Chiroptera, Hipposideridae. Gene Ontology annotation, biological process: double-strand break repair.
GUUGAGUAACCGCUGUUUUCUGGACCUGACUGAUUUAUAACUUCUGAAGAAACCAUGGAAAGCCAAGAGUUUAUCGUGCUAUAUACUCAUCAAAAGAUGAAGAAGUCGAAAGUGUGGCAAGAUGGAAUUCUGAAGAUCUCUCACGUAGGAAAUAAAGCAAUUUUAUAUGACGACAAAGGAGAAUGUUUGGAGAGCUUGUUUCUCAAGUGCCUUGAGGUGAAACCUGGAGAUGACUUAGAAAGCGAUCGAUACAUAAUCACAGUCGAGGAGGUGAAAGUUGCCAGAAGCAGAGCUCUUACACAGGAUGUUGUUCAGGAGGCACCAGAGUCAAAUUCAAGGAGGUGUUUUCCCUCUGGCCGCGCCCUUGGGUGCCGGCCUGCUGGCUUGAAAAGGAAGUUUGCUGGUUUCCAAGGACCACGUCAAGUGCCAAACAAAGUGGUUAUUACGGAAGAUGGUGAAUCAGCUGCAGCAGCUGAGGCUAAGAAACCUGGCCCUGGCUUUCUUUCUGCAUUCUAUAGCACCCCUCCUUUGUUUUCUACUGCCGGCAAGGAAGACGUGCACAGUACGCCCACAGAGGCCGAGAACACCGCCACUUACAAGAGCAGCGCGAGAAGUGGCCGACCUUUCUCUUCAGCUGCCUCUGCUCCGUCCUUCAAGAUGAACCCAGAAACUCUGUGUGAAGAAGAUCAUUUUUGCUCUCCUGUCAGUUCUGUAAAUAAGCAUUCAGAUUCUUUACUGACCAGUGAGCCCACGAAAGGAGCUAGUUUGGCGCCUCCCUGUUUGGGAGUCCCCCAGCAUGCCAGAAGCAAGGCGCAGAUAUUAGCGCUGCUGAAGUCCAAGUCAGCUGGCACGCCUAAGGACGUAACGGCUAAGAUCACGGAGUGCCUCCCUCAGGGACAACCACCAGGAGGUUUGAAACUCGCUACGAAACCAAAAUGCUCCAUCGAACAGGAAGAGUGUGUGGAGGUGAGAACAGGAAGUUUGCAUGACCAGCGUCAGUCAGAAGGGACCAUGAAAAGCAGAAGCCAGCGGGCUGUGCAUUCAUUCUCGCAGAGCUCACCUGUCCACUCUCCUGAAGGUGGAAGUGAUCUGGAAAGGAAACCCACAGCCCAGGGAGAUAAAAUGAAUUUACAUGGGGAAGACCUUUUGGUACAAAAAGGGAUACAGCUCUUUGCAACAUGUGCUGAAAAUGGGGAAAUGUAUAAUGAAGACAAGCUGGUAGAUAAUAAUUACCAAUCUUGGGAUCAGAAAGUAACAUUAGAAAUCACUUCAUGCUGUGAAAGCAACAGCCUACCCGUUGCCUGUGGCAAUGCAGAAAAUGAUGGCUCAGUAUCAGAAUCUGACAUUCAAGAGAAUAUUAAAAUGCCUGUUAAGCAGAAUGGCCAGACGUGUGGAAAAGGAUCGAUUCUCAUGAGAGAAGAUGCUCAGGAGACAAAUCGGUGUGAAACACCAGGAAAGGAGUAUAAACAGGCAGUGUCGGGUCUGCCAGGACCUGAAUGGCUCCAAACCGAGUCUUCACGACGUGACGAGCCUGGCGUGUCUGCUGCCGUUACCGACAUGUUUUCUGAAAGCAGUGCUGCCGAUGAAAGUCUUCCUGGUGUUCGUGAACCCGAGAGUAAUGCCACACAACCAGUUUUGGAGGUAACUUUUAACCUGAGCAAUUUUGAAACCAGUGACACUGAGGAGGAGUCACAGGAAAGCAGCGAGAUUGCCCCGGAGUCGGAGUGCUGGGUAAAGGAAACUCUGGUCAGUGACCGCAGCCCAGGUCUUCCGAGGCCAUGUGAGGGCAUGAACUGUGAGGAAGCCGGCCGUGAGCGCCGGCCCCUCCUAACGUCUGUCGGUAAACCUGCAGAGACACUUCCUGCUAAAGAGACUCUGCCGGCCCAGUUUUGUGGUCUGACUUGUGCAGGUCUUGACCCAGGAGCCUGGAAAGCUGGAAACGCCAGAGAAAAAGCAGAGGAGGAUGGCGGUUCUGACUCAGAGUUAGAGUGUACUGGGGGUCUGUUUAAUGAAGAUGCUAAUAAAUUGACCCAAAAAGUCGGAAUGAACUAUGAUUUUGCUUCCCUCCCGAAUCAAUCUAAGGGUAAAACCUCGAAUUUACAUAUUCCUUAUUUUUCAAACAUGGCCCCUAAUCAGACUCCUGAGAACAGCCGACCUUCAGAGUGGGCCCAGCCUCAGCCUUCUAUCAUGGGAAGUGAUGUUGCUAAAAAGAAGGAGCAGGCCCUCCCAACAGGCCCUGGUGGUGACAGCACAGUCCCGCUAUUGCAUGCCACUCACUGUCACUCUGAGGCCUGUGUCACGGCCCUUGGUCAGUCAAGCCCCCAAGUUUCCAACUCCUUGUGCUACCCUCCGGGAAGAAAGCGUCCCGUUUUCAGAGACACAGAAGCACCUGUUACUGAAUCUGACCGCUCUGGAGUAGGUACUGCUGGAGAAAGCACACCAUGCGGGCCUGGUCCUAGGAAUCUUUCAGAACUUUCUGGGUCGGGAAGUAACAUUUCCCUUUUAAAGUCACUGUCUGAACACGUGACGGCUUUGGACGGCUUGGAAGCAUUGAGAAGGGAAGGCACAGCCUCUGGGCAGCAAGGAGCUGUGCAGACACACGGGCCGGAGGGCAGCACUGGAGGGUGUUCUCUCAGUAGCCGCGCGGCUGGGAAACCGUGGAUUUCCGUAGUCCCACAAGCUAGACCAACAUCUCUUCUGAACUGGGAUUCUCAGCAGUGUUCAACAGCUCCUACGAUGAUCAAAGAAAACGAAGUUGAAGCCAGUGAACCACCUCAGCCUUUGCAGUUCUUUUCCUUGGGAAGUGAAGAAGAGACAGCUUUUGCAGCUAUUCUUCCUAAACAAACAGAGAGAAAAGCCUGUGACCCUAAGCCUGUAGAGUUUCACGGGCACCGAGUGGAAGGCUCCGUGAGCGGCGCCGUGAUGGUCAGAGGGCGGAUCCCAGAGGGCAUCGAGUGGGAGAACCGCACGCCUGACAUUUGUGUUCUGGCACCGAAGCAGCUGAGCACUUGUAUGCAGGCUGACUUUUUGCAGUUCCCAGAUGAAGAAAACUUUCCAGGAGGAGGUGCGAGCUUUAAUGUUGAAGACGAUUUUCAAGCGAUCGCUGAGUCUAAUAAGGACCCAACUGAAAAGGAUUCAAUUUUAGAUUUUCCUCUGAAAGAUUCAGAACAUUCACACCACCGUUUGGAUUAUGAUUUCAAGUCGGCAGAGUGGACUUCAUGGGAAGCAAAUAAGGUGAUGUCACCAGAACAAAAGAUGUCAACGUUCAGCCCUGUUUCUACUGCUUCUUUGGCCUCAAGAGGUGAAGACUUGGUGCUUGAACUGUCUGAGGACUCCCUGAAAACAAGGACCUUGCCGGGUGACCUCUUAGCGGGGGGCUUAAUGGGAAGCCUCAGUUCUGUGGAGAGUAAGCAUUUCCAGAGGCUUCCAUCAGUAAGCAGGACGCGACUCCCACUUAUUACUGGGCCGGAGGACAUGGGUCCUCGUCCACAUGCGACCGACGGUGACAGACGGGAGCCCUCUGCUUCUCCCACAGUUGUGUGCGAAGGCGCAGCGGCUGUUUCCUUCAGCCUUGGGCCUGAGGACCAGAGCAAAACCAGAGAACCCAGGGAGGUGACACCAGCAGACCCUUCACUUCUCAGUCAUGUGUCUUCUCAAAGCAAGUGGCUGAAAUAUCAAAACUUAGCCCAGUGCAACUCGGCUCCAAGCAGAGUUGACAGGAAAGGCACAGGCGGCUUCCUUGCUGAGGCCAUAUCUGGGCUGCAUCCCAGUGACACGGGUGAGCGCCAGGGCAAUGCUGUGAAGGGACGCCUGUUAGACACUGUGCAUUUGCAGAUGAUCAAAAGCGUGCUCCGCCAGCAGCAGCCGCAUUUUAGCAGACACGGCCUGGUUUGCAGAAAGCAGACUUCCGAGACGGAGGAAACUCCCAACGUGUCGGGAGAGCCCGCCUGCUAUGAGGACAGCGUAACAGGAGGUCCACAGGAGGUAAGUGGCUCUGAGCUGUGCUUCCCCAGUGGGCAGAAGGUGAAGUGCGCUCACCUCCCGCAGAGGCAUGUGCGCAUACCGGCCACUUUCCAGUCUCCUGCUCACUACAGGCAGACCUUCGCCUCGUGUCUCAGAGAGCAUCUGAAUAUAUUGCUGUUUGGGCUGGCGCAAAGGUUGCACAAAGCUCUUUCGAAAGCUGACAUAUCAUUUUACACAUCGUCAAAAGGAGAGCAACUGAAAAACAUGGAAAAUAAUGUGCCCUCCUGCCAUCAUCAUCAGCCUGCAAAGCUUGUCAUGGUUAAGAAGGAAGGUCCCAACAAGGGUCGCCUUUUUUAUACCUGUGAUGCACCCAAAACUGACCGAUGUAAAUUUUUCAAGUGGCUUGAAGAAGUGACCCCAGGAAAUUUAACACAGGAAGAAUCUCCACACACAUUGGUUUUAAGUGACAUAAAGAGUAUUGGCUCGUACUUAAGAAGCCAAACAAUACCCCUCUAUGAGGAAUGCCAGCUGUUGGUGAGGAAAGGAUUUGAUUUUCAGAGAAAACAGUAUGGCAAACUAAAGAAGUUCACGACUGUAAAUCCUGAAUUUUAUAGUGAGCCUAACAGCAAACUUUAUCUGAAGCUGAGUCGGAAGGAAAGUUCUUCGACUUACAGCAAAGAUGACCUUUGGGUGGUCUCUAAAACCCUGGACUUUGAAUUGGACACUUUCAUUGCAUGUAGCGCCUUCUUUGGACCGUCAUCUACCAAUGAGCUGGAGAUACUGCCUCUGCAAGGUUACUGCCCCUCUAACUGGCCCACCAACACAGUGGUCCAUGCCUUGUUGGUGUGUAAUGCCAGCACAGAGCUGACCACUUUGAAGAACAUUGAGGACCACUUUCAUCCAGCCACCCUGCCCAUCACGUGGCACCUGCUGACACUGUCUUCGUCCACUGCAGUCAGCACCAAGAGAUUCAGUAAGAGAAAAUUUAUCCCACCAGCCGUGUCAAACACCCACACGAACCUGCCCGCGCUCGGCCUCGGCGCGACACUGCAGGUAGCUCGUGAGUUGAUUCAGGCUCACACGCUAAACCCGGAUCAAGCCGCGGCCCUGACCCACAUCGCCCACAUGAUGGCGUCCCACGACGGUGCUGAAGAGGCGCGCGGGCCGCGCGUCCAGGUGUCCCCCAUCACCAUCAUCCAGGGUGUUUUUGGAGCAGGAAAGAGUUAUUUGUUGGCGGUGGUGAUUUUAUUUUUUGUGCAGCUGUUUGAAAAGAGUGACACUCCUACAGUUGGAAAUUCAAGACCGUGGAAGCUUCUGAUUUCUUCUUCCACUAAUGUAGCUGUGGACAGAGUACUUCUCGGGCUUCUCAGUCUUGGAUUUGAAAAGUUUGUCAGAGUUGGGAGUGUCAGGAAGAUCGCCAAGCCGGUCUUACCUUACAGCUUGCAUGCUGGCUCAGAAAAUGCAAAUGAACAAUUAAAAGAGCUACAAGCACUAAUGAAAGAAGACCUGACUCCUGUGGAAAGAGUCUACGUGAGAAAAAGUAUCGAACAGCAUAAACUGGGGACCAAUAGGAUGCUGCUGAAGCAGGUUCGCGUGGUCGGAGCCACCUGUGCAGCCUGCCCAUCCCCGUGCAUGGACGACCUUAAGUUUCCUGUUGUUGUGCUGGAUGAAUGCAGCCAGGUAACAGAACCUGCGGCCCUCCUUCCCAUCGCGAGGUUUGAGUGUGAAAAGCUGAUUCUUGUUGGAGACCCCACACAGCUUCCUCCUACUAUCCAGGCUUCCGAAGCAGCACAUGAGAAUGGACUGGAACAAACUCUGUUUGACCGACUUUGCUUAAUGGGUCACAAGCCAGUUCUGUUGAGAACUCAGUACCGUUGUCACCCAGCAAUCAGCGCUGUCGCUAACGAUCUGUUCUACGGCGGAAACCUUAGGAACGGUGUGUCGGAGGCGGAGAGGGUUCCCCUGCGGGCCUGGCUGCCCACGCUGUGCUUCUACCACGUCCCGGGAGCCGAACAGAUCGAAAGAGGUAACAGCUUUCAUAACGCGGCAGAAGCUGCCUUCACACUCAAGCUGAUUCAAUCACUGAUUGCGAGUGGAGUGGCAGGCUCUGCGAUCGGGGUGAUAACGUUAUACAAAGCGCAGAUGUACAAGCUCUGCCAUUCGCUCAGCGCGGUGGGCUCCGACCAGCCUGAUGUGAGAGCAGUGCAGGUGUCCACAGUGGAUGCUUUCCAAGGAGCCGAAAAGGAGGUCAUCAUUCUGUCCUGUGUGAGGACAAGACAAGUGGGGUUCAUCGACUCAGAAAAGAGAAUGAAUGUUGCGUUGACCAGAGGAAGGAGGCACUUACUGAUCGUGGGAAAUUUAGCCUGUCUGAGAAAAAACCGCCUGUGGGGGCGAGUGAUCCAACAUUGUGAAGGAAGGGAAGAUGGACUGCAGCACGCCAGCCAGUGUGAACCACAGCUGAACCACCUACUUAGGGAUUAUUUUGAAAAACAAGCAGAAGAAAAACAGAAGAAAAAGAGUGAAAAAGACAAAUGUAAAGAUAAACCUCAUUUACAGAAAGGCAUGGUAUAGAUCUUUUGUAUUUAUAGAAAUUCACAUUCAUUUUACAUGAUAUAUUUUUUAUA